Molecule: messenger RNA, 3715 nt
Organism: Ctenopharyngodon idella (grass carp)
Lineage: Eukaryota; Metazoa; Chordata; Actinopteri; Cypriniformes; Xenocyprididae
Exons: 2
Coding region: 813-2195 (460 amino acids)
Molecular function (GO): zinc ion binding; nucleic acid binding
Source: RefSeq, a predicted model, not a curated record
AAAACCAGCAUAGGACCAGCAUAAACCAGCUCAAACCAGCAUACCAGCUCCAAAACCUACCUUAACCAGGUUUUUUCAGCAGGGGCAUCAUUUCAAAAUAGCCAAUGGGUGAAGCUUGAUGUCCAAAAUAACUUCCCCUCCCUCUUGCAAUGGACAUCUCUUGUCUUCUCUGAUGAUGUGUUUACUGGCGUGAGGGUUGGACAACCUGUCACUCACAUGAGAUCACAGCAAUAGCAAACCACAACCAUCCAAUCAAUUCCGAUGGACAAAGUCCCUCCCUACAUUUUUUUUUUUUUUUUUGUCCAAUAAGCUGUUUCACUCAAAUAUACGUUGCAAUAGAGAAGAAAAGACUAUCGCAACUUCUGUUUCAUGCUGACUUCAACCUGCUUCUGCAACGGAGAAAUAAAAUUGAAAUAACUUUGUGGCAAGGGGGUGUGGUUCAGCGGAGUCGGCAGCGGGAGAGAGAGUCAGGAGACGAACGGUGAGUGAGUGGGUUAAAUGCAAAUGACGAACACCUGUCUCUUGUUUCAGUAAUUGGUGUGGAGAGAGUAUAUAACACCAGGAGAAACAGGAGUGGGAGAGAGAGAGAAGGACUACUGACUGCUGCCCCGCUGGAUAUGUCUUUUGUUGAGAGAGAAUUGUGAAUGAUUUAUGACCGCUUUGUGCCUGUCUGCACCCCUUUGUUUUGUAUAUGGUGAAUUGGUUAAAAUAAAGCAGUCAGUAGUCAAGCCGACCCUGUCCUCUUCCUUCCUGAAUCCUAAACCUUGCUACACUGGUGCCGAAACCCGGGAAGGAAGACGGAAGCCGCCGCCAUGCAAUCGUCCUCCGGAUCGCCAUUUGCGGAGAUUAUCACCUCCCUCGCGGUCAUGCAACAAGAACAACACCAGGCCCUGCUGGACUUGAGACAGGAUCAAGAGAGGUGCCUCCAAGUCGUUGUUCAAGCCCAGCAGGAAGACCGCGAGAGGUUCCGGAGCUGGAUUGACCGGGAGGUUCGACUGGAAGCCCUGGAACCUCGAGCUGUGCCCGCCCACCUACCACUCAAUAAAAUGGGAUCUGAGGACGACCCGGAGGCAUUCAUCGACCUCUUCCAGAAGACGGCCGAGCUGCCGGGCUGGCCGCGGGACCAGUGGCCAAUGCGCCUGGUCCCGUUGCUCUCCGGGGAGUCCCAGAUAGCGGCACAGCAGCUUCCGGUGCAGAAUCUCCUGGUCUUCGACGACCUGAAAAGGGCCAUCCUCCAGCGGGUCGGCCAGAGCCCUGAAGAACAUCGCCAGCGGUUCCGUUCCCUGGAACUGGGCGAGUCCGGCCGACCGUUCGUGUUGGCCCAACAGCUCCGGGACUCCUGCCGCAAAUGGCUGUUGGCUGAGGGAAGUGACGUGGAGAAGAUUGUCGAUCGAGUGGUACUGGAGCAGUUCAUUACUCGGCUCCCACGGAGGACAGCCGAGUGGGUCCAGUGCCACCACCCCACGUCGCUGGACUCGGCCAUCCACCUCGCGGAGGACCAUAUGGUGGCGUGCCCAGGGGUCGGCGAACCCCUCCCAUCUGUCUCUCUCUCUCCUUCUUCCCCUUCUGUUCCUCUCUCUCGUCCUGUCCCUCUCCCCAGGUCCCGCCCACCUGUCCAUCCUCGAGUCCCGCCCCGGGGGCGAGGCGGGUUUGACCAGAGCCAGUUUGGGGGUCCCAGAGCCCCGCCCAGGAGGGCGAGACUGACUUCUGCUGGACAGAACCCCGCUCCUGUUUCUCCGCUUUCUCCACGCCAAUCAUUUACCCCACUCCCUGCCACUGGGGCGGCGGGGAGGUCUGGGCCAGCCUGUUGGCGUUGCGGGGACCCGGAGCAUUUCGUGGACAGGUGCCCAGUGAUGGAGGUUGGGACAAUGGUCCGGGUCCCGGACGCCCCGCAGGCUGCCCCCGGUCAAGCUGGCUGGUAUCAAAUACCUGUGAGUAUCAAGGGGGGUACCUAUCAGGCCUUGGUGGAUUCAGGCUGUAACCAAACCUCGAUCCAUCAAAGCCUGAUUUCAUCCGGGGCAUUGGAUAUAAGCCGCGUGGUUAAGGUGCGGUGUGUACACGGGGAUGUGGUGGUAUAUCCGGUAGUGCCGGUCAUUAUCCAAUUCAGGGGCCAAAAGCAUAGCGUUGAGGUGGCAGUUAAUCCGCACCUCCGGCAUCCGUUAAUUUUGGGGACAAAUUGGCCAGCAUUUUCUUAAUUAUUGGGUUGUUUAUGCACGGAUGCCUCUUGGGGGAAAAAGGCGAUGGUUGGGGAUGCACAAGUACAGGCGGGAGAGACUGAACGGGGACCACUGAGUGCUGCUUCAGGGGAACAGAGUGAAAUUGAGAGAAUAAUUCUCUCGGAUCGCGAUGACUUUCCCCUGGAGCAGUCUCAGGAUGAGACACUAAAACGUGCAUUUGAGCAGGUCCAAACCAUCGACGGGCAGCCUCUCCAGCCUGGAUGGGCGCUUACCUAUCCAUAUUUUGCAGUUAUAAAAAAUCGGUUGUAUCGGGUGACCCAAGACACCCAGACAAAAGAAGAUACAACCCAGUUGUUAGUUCCAAGGAGCCGCAGGGAAAUGCUUUUCCAAGCGGCUCAUUCUAAUCCAAUGGCUGGACACUUAGGGCAGGCAACGACACUAAAUCGCAUCAUGACCCGAUUCUUUUGGCCGGGCAUUCACGAGAAUGUGCGCAGGUGGUGCACGUCUUGUCGUGAAUGUCAGUUGGUAAAUCCACCGGCCACCCCAAAAGCGCCUUUGCGCCCCCUCCCAUUAAUGCAGGUCCCCUUCGAGAGAAUUGGUAUGGACCUCAUCGGGCCAUUAGAGCGAUCAGCCAGGGGACAUCGCUUUGCAUUAGUCAUUGUGGAUUAUGCAACUCGAUAUCCUAAAGCAGUGGCCCUCCGCAGCAUUUCCGCGAAGAGUGUUGCGGACGCACUGUUUAGUUUAAUCUCCCGGGUGGGGAUUCCAAAAGAAAUCCUCACCGAUCAAGGCACGGCGUUUAUGUCACGUACUUUACGCGAACUUUACGAAUUAUUGGGCAUUAAAACGGUCCGUACCAGCGUCUUUCAUCCACAAACUGACGGGCUGGUCGAACGUUUUAAUCGCACGCUUAAAACCAUGAUUCGUAAAUUCGUGCAAGAAGACGCCAAAAAUUGGGAUAAAUGGUUAGAACCCCUGUUGUUCGCUGUGCGAGAAGUCCCGCAAGCCUCCACGGGGUUUUCCCCCUUCGAGCUUCUCUACGGACGCCAGCCCCGCGGGGUACUGGAUGUCCUGAGAGAAACUUGGGAGGACGGACCAUCUCAGAGUAAACACGAAAUUCAGUAUGUAAUGGACUUGAGAACAAAACUCCACACUUUGGGGCGGCUAUCAAGCCGGGUGCUCAGAUGGCUGUGGCCAACUUCCUCUCCAGAAAUGGGGGGGGGCUGCAGGCCGGAUGGCUCCCCGGCCUGAGUCGGGCGGUGGGGGUAUGUCUGUUGUUGAGAGAGAAUUGUGAAUGAUUUAUGACCGCUUUGUGCCUGUCUGCACCCCUUUGUUUUGUAUAUGGUGAAUUGGUUAAAAUAAAGCAGUCAGUAGUCAAGCCGACCCUGUCCUCUUCCUUCCUGAAUCCUGAACCUUGCUACAAACUUGUUUGUUGAAAAUACUCUUAACUGCCACAUUAUCUUCUGUCAAUUAUAUUUAUGGACUCAGUUGGUAGGCAGAAGCCUUUAUAGGCCAAAGCCACAAGAAAAAGGAAUUGAAGG